AUGAGUCUGACAAACCCACCCUCUUCCUCCGGCUCUCUCUCACGGACCAGAGUCGGCAACUUGAAACGGGGUCUCCAGGCUACUAUCGACGGUAAUUAUAUACCUUUCUCUGUCCAGCUUUAUUUUCAUUCUCGCCACCCAUUCGAGUCUCAGCUGCCAUCUGCUCGAAGUAUGGAUGCUGACCAAGUUCUUUUCACAGAUUCGGUUGAAUCACGGAGACCUGGUGGAUAUACCAGCAAGGUCCGGGUGCGAGAUCGGUAUCAUAUAGUAGGCUUCAUCAGCAGUGGUACAUAUGGCCGAGUGUACAAGGCCAUUGGCAAAAAUGGCAAGAAAGGGGAGUUCGCCAUCAAGAAAUUUAAGCCCGACAAGGAAGGCGAAACGAUCCAGUACACGGGUUUGUCGCAGUCAGCUAUCCGAGAAAUGGCAUUAUGCACUGAACUAUCACAUGCCAAUGUCAUCCAACUAGAGGAAAUCAUUCUCGAGGACAAAUGCAUAUUCAUGGUUUUUGAAUAUACAGAGCAUGAUUUACUCCAGAUCAUUCAUCACCACACCCAGCCUCAGCGACAUGCCAUCCCGGCACCUAUGGUCCGAUCUAUCCUGUUCCAGUUGUUGAACGGACUACUUUAUCUUCAUACCAACUGGGUCUUGCAUCGUGAUUUAAAACCAGCCAAUAUCCUCGUCACUUCCAGCGGUGCUAUCCGUAUCGGCGACUUGGGACUCGCACGAUUGUUUUACAAGCCACUUAACUCCCUGUUUUCGGGCGACAAGGUCGUCGUCACAAUCUGGUACCGUGCACCGGAGCUACUCAUGGGAAGUCGCCAUUAUACGCCUGCUGUUGAUAUGUGGGCGGUAGGGUGCAUCUUCGCCGAACUGCUCUCGUUACGACCAAUCUUCAAAGGCGAAGAAGCUAAAAUGGACAGCAAGAAAACAGUUCCCUUCCAACGCAACCAAAUGUCGAAGAUUGUCGAAAUCCUCGGUCUUCCUCGCAAAGAAUCCUGGGCGGGUCUGACCUCCAUGCCUGAAUAUUCCCAGCUCCAGUCCCUGGUGCUCCACCGCCAGCCUUCGCAUUACCACCGCGGCUCUAAUCUCGAGGGCUGGUACCAGAGCUGUCUGAAAAAUGGCGGGUACACCUCCACCUCUAGUGCUGGCACUCCUGGUGCAGACGGAUUUGAUCUACUAUCACGUAUGCUCGAAUACGAUCCGACCAGCCGGAUCACCGCCGAGCAAGCCCUUGAACACCCCUACUUUACCAACGGCGGUCCUAUCAGUGGUAACUGCUUUGAGGGUAUCGAGGGCAAAUACCCACACCGUCGGGUCACCCAAGAUGACAAUGAUAUCCGCACUGGUAGUCUCCCUGGCACCAAACGGAGUGGAUUGCCAGACGACUCGUUGAUGAGGGCUUCGAAGCGUCUGAAGGAGUAA
Molecule: messenger RNA, 1422 nt
Organism: Penicillium paradoxum
Lineage: Eukaryota; Fungi; Ascomycota; Eurotiomycetes; Eurotiales; Aspergillaceae
Gene: ssn3
Product: cyclin-dependent serine/threonine protein kinase SSN3
Exons: 3
Coding region: 1-1422 (473 amino acids)
Biological process (GO): protein phosphorylation
Cellular component (GO): nucleus; mediator complex
Molecular function (GO): RNA polymerase II CTD heptapeptide repeat kinase activity; cyclin-dependent protein serine/threonine kinase activity; ATP binding
Source: RefSeq, a predicted model, not a curated record